Closterium sp. Naga37s-1 is the source of this 2010-nucleotide messenger RNA. The record is from the annotation of a GenBank genome assembly. Lineage: Eukaryota; Viridiplantae; Streptophyta; Zygnematophyceae; Desmidiales; Closteriaceae.
AUGGUGACUGGGUGUUUCCGGAACGCAUUGGCACUGGUAGGACUAGUAGUAGUGCUGGUGGCUCUCAAUCUCUCAGUGAGAGCCACGUCAGCAUUCAACUUCUCAAGCUCCGAGCAGGGGGGGGUGAUGUGGUCGUUUGACUGCGACUGGAAGGGCAACGACAUUGACCGAGCCGCCGGCAUGGGCGACACGUGCGGAAAGCAGUGCCUCGAUCGCGCGGAUUGCACGCAUUGGACGUGGACGGCCGAAAAUGGCGGCACGUGCUUUCUCAAAGGGGCAAUCAACGCGACAGAAUUGGUCGCCGCCAAUGGCACGUCGUGCGGUUACCGCGUUACCGACAGCGCGACCGGCAACCCGUACACGGGAGUCCAGCAGUACCUCAACCCCGAGUACAAGGCAAGCGUAGAAGCCGCGAUGCGCGCCGCGACUCCCGAGGAUGCGCCGUUUUUUGCGAGCGUAGCGGAGCAUCCAACGGCCGUGUGGCUCGACACGAUGGCGAAGCUCGACGCCAUCCAAGGCCACCUGGACGCCGCAGCGACUCAGGCGGGGGAAAAUCCGAUUCUCGUGCAAUUCGUGAUCUACGACCUACCGGGCCGCGACUGCAAGGCGUGGUCGUCCAAUGGGGAGAUUCCCAAGGGCGGGCUCGACACGUACAAGGUCAACUACAUUGAUGUUGCCGUGGCGCGCCUUAAAAACAAGGCGGCGAACGUGCGUCUGUCGCUCGUGAUCGAGCCCGACUCGCUGCCCAACAUCGCGACCAACAUGGGCACGAAUCGGUGCGACGCGACGACGGAGCAGGAAUACAUGGAGGGCGUCGCGUAUGCCAUCGCGGAGCUCUCCCAGAUCCCCGACACCACGCUCUAUCUCGACUCCGGCUUCGGCGGCUGGCUCGGGUGGCCAGAAGUGAUGAAGCGCGUUAUGGCGGUGUACAUGAAAGUCCUCGCGCGCGCGCGGCAGAUCCGCGAGAACGCCAAGAUCCGCGGCUUCGCGUCCAACGUGGCCAACUACAGCCCGCUCUUCGCGUCCGACGACGGCUGCCCGGCGUCGGAGAAAUGCCCGCUCGCACAGAACCCGAGCACGGGCGAGAUGUGCUACGACUGGAACCCGUGCAUCGACGAAAACCGCUUCACGGCGCGCCUCAAUGCGUUCCUGGGGGCCGCGGGACUGCCCACCAGGUGGAUCGUUGACACCAGCCGGUCCGGCGUCGCUGGCAUUCGAACGCGCUGGGGGUCGUGGUGCAACGUGAAGAACGCGGGGAUCGGAGAACGCCCCCAGGCGGAUCCCGCUGAUGCUCCGCAAGAAAAGGAGAUUCCGGAGCCGCUUCCUGUGGAUCGCGAAUGCGACCCCCUGGACCCGCUUGGCCUGGACGCCCUAGCAGACGCGCCGCGAGCUGGCCAGUGGUUCCAGGAGCAAUUCGCCAUGCUGGUUCGCAACGCCAACCCGCCCAUGCCUGCUGGCACGGUGGACUCGCCCCCGCCUGCGGACCCGCCCCCGCCUGCGGACCCGUGCAUGACCGACCCGCAGACAAACCCCGCGUGCGAUCCGUUCUGGGAGAACUUGGCCGUCGAGUACUCGCCGCAAUACAAGUUCCACCCCGAUGAGACCAUCUGGCCAAUCACGAUCGACGAGUACCUCACACACGUGACUGCCUCCAAAGGUUAUUUUAGUGAGGAUGGUACAGAGUAUGAAAUUGAAUACCAGGCGGGCCCGAUCACUCCCAACAACCUCGAUACAUUGCUGGAGAAUCCGAAUCUGAGGAGCGAGCAUGGCAAAACUGUCCUGUACAGUCCGGAAGAGUUUGACAAGGAUACCGACUGGGUGCGGGACUCGGCGCGCAACCCGGAGAACGGAGGCACGAAGCUGUACACCGUCAUUUACAAUCCGAAACCCGACGACCAAGACUCGUUUGUGGAGAUUCAGUAUUGGCUCUUCUACCCUUACGUGAGUAUUCCAAGUGGUACCCUAGUCAAGUACUUCCUCUCCUCUCUCACUCCCACACCCCUUCUGUAA